AUGAAGGCUCUGCUCUCCCGCCUGGGCUUUGACAAGAAGCUGGUGGCUCUGGAGAACAAGCGGGUCUGGGAGAAGCUGCUCUGUGCCGACACCCAGCACUAUGCAGCGGGUCUGCUGGCCAGGGAGAUGCGCCGUGGCUUGAGCCCGUUGUGUCCCCACAUGGCCUCACACCUGCUCAGCCUGCUCGUCGGGAAGCAGCCCUGCUGGGAUCUGCCUGCCCUGGCGUUCUUUGUGGAGCUCCUGGAGUGUCUGGACCUGAGCAAACAUGGUCCCAGUGCCCUGCUGGUGGUAUCCAGGCACCUGCUGAGCCAGUGCAGGGGCAGGCUGCGCCUGGCGCUCAGAGGCCUCGUGGUGCUCAGCAAGGAGCCCUCGCUGGCCGGAGGAAUAUGCUGCCUCUAUCCACACCUGGUGGAGCAGCUGGCUGAUCCAGAUGCAGAGGUGGUCUGGAUGAGCCUCUGUGUGCUCACACAUGCGCUCCAGGACAAAGACCUCCUGCUACCCAGUGUCACCACCCUGAAGCUGGCUGAGUCCCUCCUGCCACAUUUUGAGAACGACAACAGCCACGUGCAGCUGCUCUCCAUUCAGCUCUUUUGCAAGGUGAUGGAGCUGGUAGUGGAAGAGGGGGAAGAGCUUCUCACGACAUUUGUGAACCAGAGCCUGCUCCCUCUAUUCUUGCGCUGGCACGAUGAGAACCUGUACGUGGCCAAGGCCUCUUUCCAAGCCCUGCUUUGUGCGGCACGCUUCCUGAGGAGGAGGGACCUUGAGGAGCUGCUGAUAAAGGCGUGGCGGAUUAAGUUUGCUGAGAGCCUGGUAAGGACAGCCCGGGAGCUCGAGCCCUGCCCCCAGUGCUCAGUGUGGGGGGCCGGCAGCUGUGGCCCUGCCCAGCACCGCAGCAGGGCCCGCCAGCCUGCGCCCACCCUGCUGCUCCCUGCCCUGUGCCGUGCCGGCCGGCUCGGCCGGUGCUGGGGGAGGGAGAGCCCGGCCGAGGGGCUGAGCCUGUGCCGAGCAUUCCCUGCUGGCGCUCCCCACAGCUGCUGCAGGACGAGAGCCGAGCAGCCAAGAGCCCACAGAGGACCCUGCGAGAGGCAGCCCUCAGGUUCAUGGCUCUUCAAACCCUGAAGGAAGAUGAGAGUCCAUCGUGCCUGAGCAAACUGCUUCAGCUGAUCUUUGAAGGAAGAUCUGCAGGACUUUGUCUGAUGGAUCAGAUGUACCAGCGUCCAUCAGCGAUUUCAAGUGCCCAUUGAAGAUGGGAGCACCUGCAGAACAGGAUGGACCAGCUGGAGCUCCAGGCACGGCUCUGGCUGCUCAGAGCUGAGCCUGUGGGAAGCUCCAGCAGCUCCUGCCAUCUCUCUCCCUGUUGGCAGCCCCCUCCCUGCAGCCCUCAGGCCCUGCCCAUCCCCUUUUCUGCCUCCCAGCUCACCCCUUACCUUUGCUUUCCCUUAAUAAACAGUUUGGGUUUUUCACUUGACCCGUGUCUCCGUGGAGCUGGAGCGACGCAAAUCCUGAGCCUGGGGACACGCAGGGCCCUGCUGCCCUUCUCCUGCCUGCUGUGUUCCGGGCAUGGGCAGAGAGGAACAAGGGCAGUCAGGCUGCAAAGGUGCCUGUCCCGCUGCUCCAGCUGCACAGCACCGUGCAGUUAAAGGUCGUGCUGAGCACGCUGAAGGGAACAAGGACCCUUGGUUUUACAAGAGCCAGCUUGAGUGUGCUGUGAACCCAGCUGUGUGGGAUUCCAUGGCAGGCAUCCACCGAGGGCAAAGGAGCUUGCAAUGCUGGAAGGUUUCACAGAGAGCUUCCUGAAAGCACAGCAGUGCUCCAUCCCUACACAGGGACAGGAAGAGGGCAGAAGCAGAGAGCGUCGUGGCCUAACAGUGAGCUCUGGGUGCACCUAAAAGCAGCAGCAGCAGCAGCAGCAGCAGCAGCAGCAGGGAGUGGCUGAGACUCGGAGGCGCGACGGUCCCAGUGGCUGCAGCGCUGUCAGGCAGUGCCUGCACCUUCGGUGUGGUUCUGGCAACUCUGGUCUCCCCACAAUGAGCAAUGGCAGCCCCUGCCUCAGGCCCAGUCAGAAACCCAACCAAGUGAGACCAGAGGGAGGAGACCCUUCUCACCUCUCUUGGGCAGGGCUGCAAAACAGCCGCUGCGUCUUCCUGCCCUUCUGUUUGGGAUGUGCUGAGCCCAGAGCCGGCCAGCUUGUGUCCUGCUGUCCCAGGAGUGUUUUGGGCGGGCAGGAGAAGGGCUGUGUGCACAGCGGAGCAUCCUGGAAGGGGCUCACCAGAGCCUCCUGCGGGAACAGGCUGCAGGGCGUGGAGGUUCUGGGACAUCACACCAUAACCAAUAUGAUCUAGUGAAGCCAAAUUUAUUAUCCUUUAAAAGACUCUGUUUAAAAUAAGUCUCUGCUAUCCACGUGUCUCUAGCUAAUACAUGAUUGGUUAAUCCUAGGUGUUCACACAUCUUAAUUAGAAUUCUGAUUGGAUCAUCUAAUUUUUUAUGCAUCUUGCUGUGGUUGUCUGGCCCACCCAUGUCUCACUUUGCCAAGCUUGCUGACAAACUUGCUGAGUCCUGAUGACUCUUCUUCUUGUAUCUUUUUCAAGGAUAUACCGACCCAAAUUCUGAACAUGUCCAUAAUUCAUUCUUUGUGAAGGUGUACAUUGUCCAUUAUUACAAGCAGGCUGGAUUGUGCAUCGGCUGAAUAUGGCCAUUGUCUUGCAAAAACUCCUCCAUUCUGUCUCUGAGCCAGCAUUCGAGCCAGUUAAA
This is a messenger RNA of Zonotrichia leucophrys gambelii, 2751 nucleotides long. Its product is annotated as maestro heat-like repeat-containing protein family member 2B. Gene Ontology annotation, cellular component: cytoplasm. The record is from RefSeq and is a predicted model, not a curated record. The transcript is spliced from 7 exons. NCBI's taxonomy places the organism in Eukaryota, Metazoa, Chordata, Aves, Passeriformes, Passerellidae. Bases 1 to 1119 code for a protein of 372 amino acids.